GGGGCGGAAGGAAUAUCUCCAACUAAGACGGAACGAAAGAUGGCGACGGAAACGCUGCUGUCCAGGCUGCUGGGAUUGCUAUUGCUGGGGCUCCUGUUACCUGCGCAUCUGACGGGGGGUGUCGGGAGCCUGAAUUUGGAGGAGCUGAGUGAGAUGCGUUAUGGGAUCCAGAUCCUGCCGUUGCCUGUCAUGGGAGGGCAGAGCCAAGCUUCAGACGUAGUGAUUGUGUCUUCGAAGUAUAAACAGCGCUAUGAGUGCCGCCUACCAGCCGGAGCUAUUCACUUCCAGCGCGAGCGGGAGGAAGAGGCACCUGCUUACCAAGGGCCCGGGAUUCCCGAAUUGUUGAGCCCCAUGAGAGAUGCUCCCUGUCUGUUGAAGACCAAGGACUGGUGGACGUAUGAAUUCUGUUAUGGACGUCAUAUCCAACAGUACCAUAUGGAAGACUCAGAGGUCAAAGGUGACGUCCUCUAUCUCGGCUACUACCAGUCAGCCUUCAACUGGGAUGAUGAAACCGCCAAGGCCUCCAAGCAGCAUCGGCUAAAGCGCUACCACAGCCAGACCUACAGCAACGGGUCCAAAUGUGAUCUCAACGGGAGGCCCCGAGAAGCCGAAGUUCGGUUCCUUUGUGAUGAAGGCGCGGGUAUAUCUGGGGACUACAUCGAUCGCGUGGAUGAGCCCUUGUCCUGCUCCUAUGUCCUGACCGUUCGGACCUCGCGGCUCUGCCCCCACCCUCUCCUUCGGCCCCCAGCCAGCGCUGCUCCACAGGCCAUUCUUUGUCACCCAGCCCUGCAGCCCGAGGAGUACAGGGCCUACCUCCAGAGGCAAGCUGAGUCAAAACAACUUGAAGAGAAAAUCACAGAGGAGGUUCAAGACACAGACCACCAAGUUGGGAGUGAGACCAAGUCUGCUGGAGUAGCCCCAAAGAUGGAAGAGGUCAGCCCAGCCAAGGAAGAUAAGGAGUCAGAGCUUUGGAAAAUGCUACAUGAGCCGGAGGAGCAGGCAGCAGGAGGAGAGGAGGCACAGGCAGGGGAGCAAGACUUGAACCCUGAGGCUGCAGCAGAUCCAGCUCCCAACCCUCGCGAUGAUUUUCAGAACAACGUGCAGGUCAAAGUCAUUCGGAGCCCUGCAGACCUGAUUCGCUUGAUAGAGGAACUGAAAGGUGGCGCAAAGAAGGAGAAGUCAAGCACAGAGCAGCAGCAUCCCGGAGAUGAUACCACGGGGGCCCCUCCGGGGGAAGCGGAGCUGAAGGAAAAGGGUGAGGGACCUCAGGCUGUUGUGGAAGACGAGGACAAUGAAGAAGAGGAGGAAGAGGAGGAGGAAGAUGAGGAGGAGCGGCAGCUAUUGGGAGAAUUCGAGAAGGAGCUGGAAGGGAUGCUGCUUCCCUCAGACCGAGAGCGGCUCCGCUCGGAGGUUAAGGCUGGCAUGGAGCGGGAGCUGGAAAACAUUAUCCAGGAGACAGAGAAGGAACUAGACCCAGAUGGGCUGAGGAAGGAGUCAGAACGUGAACAGGCAAUAUUGGCUCUGACAUCCACUCUCGACAAGCUUAUCAAGAGGCUGCAGGAAAACCAGAGUCCGGAUCUGGUUCAGAAGCACAAGAAAAAGAGAGUGGUCCCUCAGAAGCCUCCCCCGUCACGGCCUCCUACAGAGGAGGAGCCUGAGCACAGAGUCCGGGUUCGAGUCACCAAGCUCCGUCAUGGAGGCCCGAAUCGGGAUCUGACUGUCCUGGAGAUGAAACGGGAAAACCCACAGCUGAGACAGAUCGAGGGGCUGGUGGAAGAAGUGCUGGAGAGGGAGGGGCUCGCCGCCCAAGGCAAGAUUGAAAUCAAAAUCGUGCGACCUGGGGCUGAAGGUAAUGAGGAGGACACACGUUGGCUGACUGAUGAAGACACAAAAAACCUUAAGGAGAUCUUCUUCAAUAUCUUGGUGCAGGGAGCUGAAGAGGCCAGUAAGGAACGGCAACGUCAGAAAGAGCUGGAGAGCAAUUACCGCCGGGUGUGGGGCUCUCCAGGUGGUGAGGACACUGGGGACCUGGAUGAGUUUGACUUCUGAAACCAGCAUUGCCGGUCCUUCCAAGGAUUCCAGAAUCUUCCUGACUGGCUCUGCCUCCUCAUCUCCCACCUUGGGGCCCCGGAGGCAAAAGGUCAGGUUGAAGCCAAGCUCUGGACUUGAGGGUCCCAGCCCAGAAGGUGUGUGUGGGCCCCAUGAGGAAGAGCUGUUCCAGCUCCAGGGAGCCUCAGCCAGGCCUAUGGGCUCCACUCCCCAAACAUGCCUUUCUUUGCCCCUUUGAGUUUCCCUGCCCCUGAUUUCUUAGCGCGUACCCCAUUUUACCCAGAGACAUGGUAAGAUCUUGUGAGUGGGACAUGAUGGGAAAAGCAGGCGAGCUGGACAGACUUCAAGAAAGCAGACCCCACCCCCACCCCACCUUGAUGCCCUGUUGCUGUUGAGAGCUGCUUGCCCCUCCCUCGGUCUUCCUCCUUCCUGUUCCUGCUGUCCUGUUGUCUGUGAUUCUGAGUCAGAAGCCCUCACCUCUGUCGCUGAGGGAAUAGGAGACCUUACACAUCACCUCACACACAAUCCCAGCAAGUGGGUUGGAUAUGGAGCCACCCGCCAUGUUCUUCAGGUUUCUAAAUAAAGAACUGGACCAUCA
This is a messenger RNA of Myodes glareolus (Bank vole), 2647 nucleotides long. The record is from RefSeq and is a predicted model, not a curated record. NCBI's taxonomy places the organism in Eukaryota, Metazoa, Chordata, Mammalia, Rodentia, Cricetidae.